Messenger RNA from Penicillium manginii, 348 nucleotides. RefSeq lists its product as uncharacterized. The transcript has a single exon. Bases 1 to 348 code for a protein of 115 amino acids. Lineage: Eukaryota; Fungi; Ascomycota; Eurotiomycetes; Eurotiales; Aspergillaceae. The record is from RefSeq and is a predicted model, not a curated record.
AUGGACCUUCUCUCCCAAGUUUGCGAUAUGCUGAAGGAGUUUGCGGAGAAGAAUCCCUUUCCUGCUUUGACAGUGCGCUGUAUUACGACGACGGAGACUGUUCUCCAGGUCGUCCUUGGCAUGAAGACUGAUUACGAUUACUCGCUACUUAUGAAUUGUCUCGAGGCCUUCCUUGAUGAGGAGCUGGCGCGUCGUGGGAUCAUUUUGUACGACUCUGAUGCCUGUGGGGAUUCGGAUUUGGACGACGUGGAUGAUGACGAGGAUUUGAUUGGUAAUUCAUCUGCAUCUAGUGGGCUUCAGCAUGCAUUGAAUGCUUAUUGGAUAGAUGAUGAGGGGGGCUGGGUAUAG